Messenger RNA from Magnolia sinica, 2132 nucleotides. RefSeq names its product probable galacturonosyltransferase 15. Lineage: Eukaryota; Viridiplantae; Streptophyta; Magnoliopsida; Magnoliales; Magnoliaceae. Bases 439 to 2103 code for a protein of 554 amino acids. The transcript has 7 exons. Gene Ontology annotation, molecular function: polygalacturonate 4-alpha-galacturonosyltransferase activity. The record is from RefSeq and is a predicted model, not a curated record.
GCACUUCGAACGCGGCAAUCUGUCUGGAAUCUUUUUGUUCUUCUCCGCUUCCCACAGAGCAGCUUGUCCUAUAAGAGAGAUCCGCCCUACAUAUUUCGAUCGUGAAAUAGGAAACGUCGAUUUCGAAAGGGAAAGGAAAGCAGGUGAAGGAAAAGAGAGGAACGAUUCCCUGCCUCUCUAGGAUAUGAUCUGAUGAUCUUGCUGCGGUCUGUGUACGCACACAGAGUCUGACAUUAAAGCGAGCUUUCUUACCUUGGGAGUCUGACAGUGACGCCAGAGACUUGAGAUUCGAGCGGGACUUCUAAUGAGAUGAAAUUCUUCUGGAAGAAAAAGAAGCAGAAAAUUCAAGGAAUUUUUUAGAAGAGAUCCGAUAUUUCAGGUCGAAUAUUCCGAAAUUUCGGUCUGAUUGAAUCUGAUUUCCUCGGGGAUCUGGAAGAAAUGCAUUUCUACAUUUCAUCUGGUGGGGCGAAGAGGGUUACGAUAUCGAAAGGUGGGGGUUGCUUUUGGAAGGUGAUGAAGGUGAUGAAAGUGAAGGGAUCGAAUCGGCGAUUUUCUUACCGAUCAGUUUUGCCGACCGUUAUAAUCGCAGCCGUGCUUUUGCCAUUUCUCUUCAUCAGAACCGCGUUCCUUGCGCUCGAAAGCGCGAGCCAUUGCUCUUCUACUACCAAUUGCAUUGGGUGGAGGUUGUGGCCCGGAUUUUUCAGAGAGGGCGAUACUUCAAUGAUGACCAGCAGACCAGGGGCUCUACACACCUAUCGGCCCAGCAAAACUCCUCAAAUGCAUCUCACUCGUAGACUCGGAGACGAAAUGAAGAGAGCGUUCAUCGAAGCAAAAGAAGAGGAAGCUACAGAUACUUCUUCUUUUCUCUCUUUCAACGAUCUCGUUGCAGACGUGACUUCUAGCCCACAAAAGGAUAUCAAGACGUUCGUUUCUAAGACCAAGGCAAUGCUACUGAAGAUGGACCGUGCGAUGGAAUUGGCGAGACUUAAAGGAUCAAUCUACCGCCACUUGGCAUCGAUCGGAGUCCCAAAAAGCAUGUACUGCCUAUCCCUUCGACUCGCAGAGGAGUACUCGAUCAAUGCUCGGGCCCGAUCACCAUUGCUGGAGGUUGAAUCCAUCUCUCGCCUCACAAAUAAUUCCUACCACCACAUUGCCGUCCUGACCGACAAUAUCCUUGCGGCUUCCGUCGUUGUCUCUUCUGCCGUUAAAAGCUGUGGCCAGCCAGAGAAGAUGGUGUUUCAUGUGAUUACCGAUAAGAAGACUUAUGCUCCGAUGCACGCUUGGUUCGCACUCAACCCGGUGGGCCCAGCCACGGUGGAGGUGAAGGGUUUGCACCAGUACGAGUCGGCCACCGAUUUGAAUAAAGGCUUGUUGGAGGUGAUGGAGAUCUACCGUUCGAUGAGGGAGCAUUACUACCAGCAUGGUGGUGGAAUUGGAGGCUAUGGGAGAUUAGAGGUGUUGAGGCCCAGCUGCUUCUCUCUUCUGAAUCACCUCAGGAUCUAUCUCCCUAAGCUAUUUCCAGAGCUUGAGAAGAUGAUAUUCUUAGAUGACGACGUUGUAGUUCAGCGCGAUUUAUCGCCGCUUUGGGGCCUCGACCUUAACGGAAAAGUUAACGGUGCCGUUAGUUCGUGGGACGGAGAUGACGGGAGGAAGCGUUGCUUUGGAGGAAGAUUCGCGGACCAUUUGAAUUUCUCGGAUCCGAUUAUUUCCUCGGGAUUCGAGCACGACAGGUGUGCGUGGUUGGAUGGCAUGCACGUCUUCGAUCUUCAAGCAUGGAGAGGGACCCACAUCACGCAGAAUUACCUUCGUUGGCUCAAAAUAAAUCAAGACUCUGGCUUUACAUUGUGGCAUCUAGGAGCCCUACCACCAGCCUUACUUGCUUUUGAUGGACACAUGCACCGGAUUGACCCGUCAUGGCAUCUAUCAGGGCUGGGCCAUCAACAAUCAGAUGUGGACCGCGGAAUGCUGAAAGCCGCUGCUGUCAUACAUUUCAGCGGCCCUGCAAAGCCAUGGCUUGAGAUUGGGUCCCCAAAGCUGCGCAGCUUGUGGACCACACAUGUUAAUUUCUCUAGUGAAUAUGUACAGAGUUGUAGACUUAUGUAGUGAAAAGAUGACAAAAAAAGAAAAGAAAA